UUCAUCAUCGAAUUUGAUCAUUACAACCACUUGAAGCUGCACAGCAUAAAUUCCUCAAAAUCACGCAUUGGUUAGAUUGUUUGAAACUGCUUUGGAACGUAUGCCAAGUGAAGAUAACAAGGUUGUGAUUAGAGCAGAUGAACGACCUGUUGAAGCACAUGAACGCCAAUUGAACGCCCUUACAAUAGACGAAGUGGCAAUCGUGAUUGUAGGUGAUAUUGUUCUUACGCGUCGCAAUACUGGAGAAUUGCAGCGAAUAUAUGAAACACACCGUUCAUACGAUGCUCUGCAAUAACCGCUAAUGUUUUGGAGAGGUGAUGAUGGAUAUCAUUUCAACAUCAAGAUGAUAAAUCCAUUGAAUGGUCAGGAAACUACCAAGAAAGUUAGCUCGAUGAAUUAUUUUGCAUUUCGUUUAAUGGUUCGUCAAAAUGCUGAUAACUAUUUGCUGAGAUUUCGUCGAUUGUUGCAGCGGUAUUGUGUGGACAUGUAUUGUAAAAUUGAAACGGAGCGCCUCACUUAUAUCAGAAUUAAUCAAUCUGAACUACGUUCAGAGGAAUAUAUUCAUUUACGAGAUGCAAUAUCCACCGAAGAAGAUGCAGCUAAUGUAGGUAGAUUGACAAUUUUACCAGCAACUUAUAUUGGCAGCCCGCGUCAUAUACAUGAAUAUGCACAAGAUGAAAUGACAUACGUUCGAAAUUAUGGUCGUCCUGAUUUGUUCAUUACAUUUACCUGCAAUCCAAAAUGGGAAAAAAUCACUCAACUACUUCUUCCCGGACAAACAUCAGUUGAUUGACAUGACGUCACUGCACGAGUGUUCAAACAAAAAGUGAAGUCGCUAAUGGAUUAUAUUACAAAACAUCAUGUCUUUGGGGAUACUCGAUGCUGGAUGUAUUCAAUUGAAUGGCAAAAACGAGGCCUGCCACAUGCACACAUUAUCAUCUGGUUAGUAGAAAUAAUUCGACCAGAACAGAUAGAUGACGUUAUAUGUGUCGAGAUUCCUGAUCAUGUGAAUGAUCCUGAACUGCAUCAUAUUGUAGUUACUAACAUGAUGCAUGGACCAUGUAGCAUCAUAAAUCCCCAAUCACCAUGCAUGGUUAAUGGAAAAUGUUCAGGGCGUUAUCCAAGAGAUUACACUCCGGACUC
This is a messenger RNA of Coccinella septempunctata (seven-spotted ladybird), 1143 nucleotides long. RefSeq lists its product as uncharacterized. The coding region runs from base 302 to 793 and encodes 163 amino acids. Lineage: Eukaryota; Metazoa; Arthropoda; Insecta; Coleoptera; Coccinellidae. The record is from RefSeq and is a predicted model, not a curated record. The transcript is spliced from 2 exons.